Molecule: messenger RNA, 2558 nt
Organism: Schistosoma turkestanicum
Lineage: Eukaryota; Metazoa; Platyhelminthes; Trematoda; Strigeidida; Schistosomatidae
Source: the annotation of a GenBank genome assembly
AUGAAGUCUAAUCCAGAUUCACCGAUUAUUUCAAUCAGUCCAAGGCAUUAUAUUCAUGUUCUGAACUUGAACACUCAUGUCACUUCACUUGUCGUUGGACCUAAAACAUAUGUUUGUCAACAGGAUGAAAAGAUCGUUCUCGGACCGGAGGAACUAAGUGUUGUCCCGGCGAUGAUGUAUUGCGUGAUUCGGAACCCUGUCGUAAAAGACAAAGAUGGUGUUCCAGUAGUCGAUAAAUUUGGACAGGUUAAAGUUCGAAUGGGUGAUGAGGAGUACCGUUUCGCCCAAGAUCCUUUCCCAUUGUAUCCAGGUGAAUCUUUGAAGGAUGUCAUUAGACCUCUCCCUGUUGUCCUCCCAAACUCAGCACUCAGGUUGCGAGCCGCCUCGGAUUUUGAAGAUGGAAAUGUCAAACGAAUAGCUGGAGAGGAAUGGUUGUUUGAAGGACCCGGCACCUAUUACCCUAGAAAAGAGGUUGAAAUUGUAAAAUACGAGCAAGCGAAGCUCAUUCUUGCCAACUCUGCCCUUGUAAUGGAGGCCAUAAAAGAUUGCAUCGAUCGCAGUGGUGUUCCUCGUGUUUAUGGUGAACGGUGGCUAGUUUCGACACCAGGCGCAUAUCUUCCUGGUGUCUAUGAGCAAAUUGUUGAGGAACGUAAAGCGAUUACACUAACCGACAGAAGAGCAAUAUGUGUCAAGGCUGUUAAAUCUCACUGUGACAAAUUCGGGAAAUAUCGCAAAGCUGGUGAAGAAUGGUUAAUUACGCAUGAAGAUGCAGAGUAUCACAUUUGCAGCGCACUUGAAGAGUUUGUGAGUGACGUUGAAGUCACAAUCUUGCAUGUCCACCAGUUUUGUGUUGUGGUCAACCCUUGGGAUGAGAACGGUGUUCCUCAGUUAGGGAGAAAACUAUUGGUUCGUGGUGAAAAGUCAUUCUUUCUGAGACCAGGAGAGUCUUUAGAAAAUGGUGUUCAGGAUGCUUAUAUUUUGCAGAACGAUGAAGGUCUUAUUCUUCGAGCUAAAGAACAGUUUGUUGACGAAAUAUGUGGGGACGGUAUAUCUGAGGAGAACUCUGCAAUGCAGAAGAAAUGUAUUCGUCGUCCUGGUGAUCGAUGGAUGCUACGUGGACCUAUCGAAUACAUACCUCCUGUCGAGGUGGAUGUGAUAGACCGUCGAAAUGUUAUUCCUCUUGAUUGUAAUGAAGGGAUAUAUGUUCGUAACACACAAACAGGACAAGUUCGCGCUGUUAUUGGUGAAGCUUAUAUGUUGAAUCAAGACGAAGAGUUAUGGGAGAAGAAACUUCCUACCGAGGUUGUUCAGUUGCUGGAAAGUAAUAUCGAUCCAAUUGCUGACCGUGGAGUUCGAUCUUUUCAAGAAUCUGUUGACCGUCUUGACCCAACUCGUGUAGUUACUUUCCGUGUCCCACACAACGCUGCAGUUCAAAUCUAUGACUAUAAAAAUAAAAGGGCAAGAGUCGAGUUUGGACCGAAUUUAGCCAUGUUAGGGCCGGAUGAACAAUUUACUCGUUUGAGUUUGAGUGGUGGAAAACCGAAGAAGCCGAAUGUAAUUAAAAGUCUAUGUUUACUGUUAGGUCCAGACUUUUGUACGGAUGUUGUAAUUGUUGAGACUGCAGAUCAUGCUCGUCUAUCUUUACAGUUAUCGUAUAAUUGGGUUUUCGAUGUCUCUCCUUCAUGCAGUGCAGCUGAUGCUGCUAAAUUGUUCUCAGUGCCUGAUUUUGUUGGGGACGCUUGUAAAGCCAUUGCAUCUCGUGUUCGUGGUACAGUUGCAUCUGUUCAAUUCGAUGAUUUCCAUAAGCACUCAUCACGAAUUAUUCGCGCCUCCGUAUUCGGAUUGGAUGAAGCUGGAAAGGUUCGAGAUCGAAUAGUUUUUCCUCAAAAUAAUCUGCAUAUUACAAGCGUGGAUGUGCAGUCUGUGGAGCCAGUGGAUCAACGAACUCGAGAUUCCUUACAGAAGUCAGUUCAACUCGCCAUUGAGAUAACGACCAACUCGCAAGAAGCAGCUGCGCGUCAUGAGGCCGAAAGACUCGAACAGGAAGCGAGGGGUCGGUUGGAACGUCAGAGAAUUGAGGAUGAAGCAGCUGCUGAACAGGCCAGACGUAAUUUGCUUGAAAUUCGAGUUCAACUAGCUGCGCUAGAGAGUAGUAGCCAAGCGAAAGCUGAAGCAGAGAGUCGAGCUGAAGCCAAUCGUAUUUCCAGUCAAGCUGCAGUGGAAGAAUCUAAGCUGCGUGCAGAAGCUUUAUCUAUUGAAACAAAUGCAGAACUAGAAAGACUCAAAUUGGCUCGAUCUGCAGAGAUCGCUUAUAUCAAGGAAAAGAAUGAAUUAGCUCUUAAGUAUAAAGCAGACGAAACAGAAAUUGAGAAAUCACGUUUCAUUUCAAUGGUGAAUGCAUUAGGUGCAGAUACUCUACGUGCAAUGUCAACAGCUGAAUCAGAUCACAAUCUGCGCAUGUUAAGCGCUUUAGGUUUACAAAGUACUUUGAUUACGGACGGGACGGCACCAGUGAAUUUGUUAACUACUGCUCAUGGUUUAAUCGGUUCAGUGUUUGA